Messenger RNA from Lytechinus pictus (painted urchin), 2909 nucleotides. RefSeq names its product kelch-like protein diablo. NCBI's taxonomy places the organism in Eukaryota, Metazoa, Echinodermata, Echinoidea, Temnopleuroida, Toxopneustidae. Gene Ontology annotation, molecular function: protein binding. The transcript has a single exon. The record is from RefSeq and is a predicted model, not a curated record. Bases 156 to 1943 code for a protein of 595 amino acids.
UACGUAUGUAAGAUAUAAAAGCUGCGUUGCAUUACGAACGGGCGACAGCGUCGCUCGUGUACGGAAUUCUAUUGUUGUCUCUGCGGGCGCACUCCCGUACAUGCAGACACAACACCAUACCCCAUAUCAUUAUAAAUGACUCAGACAGUUGUUCGAUGAACAGUCAAGUUGUUUUUCGUACCAUGACACGAGCCCGGAAAGGCGGAGGGAUGGAUUUCUUAGAACCAGAUAAUGGUUCCCGAAUCCUAGAGAAGUUGAGGAUGCAGAGGGCAGACGAGAAAUACUGUGACAUUGUUUUAAAUGUAGAGGGAAAGGUGUUCAAAGCCCACCGGAAUGUUUUGGCUGCGUGUAGUCCGUACUUCGAUACUAUGUGCAAUAGCGGGCUGGAGGAAGACAAAGUGGAUACAGCCGUCGCGACCAUCGAAUGUACAUCAGCUGAAGCAAUGGAUGAGAUUUUGAACUACAUGUAUACAGGGAAAAUCUCAAUCAAUGCCAACAAUGUUGAGUCUAUUUUAAGAGGGGCAGACCCUUUUCUGAUGACUGCUUUGAAGGAAUAUUGCUAUCAAUUUAUGUGGCAGAAUAUGGAUGCCUCCAACGUAUUGGCAGUGAGGCAGUUGUCCGACUUGUAUGGCUUUGCAGAUUUGUUCAGCCGUUCACAACAGUUCAUUAGAAAUCAGUUUAUGCAGGUUAUUCAACAUUCCAUGGAAGAUUUCCUCAGGCUCAGCUAUGAAGAUAUCCUUGAACUCAUCACUGAUGAAAAAAUCAGGGUAGAAAAGGAAGAGUGUAUCUAUGACAUUGUUGUCCAGUGGGUGAAGUUUGAUAUUGCGUUCCGAAAGCCUCUGUUUCCCCGGUUGUUAUCUCAUGUGCGUAUGCCACAUCUGGGACGGGAUUUUCUCAUUACUCAUGUUGAGAAGGAAGAACUUGUUUCCGCUUUUGAUGAGUGCAGGAACAUGUUGGCUGAAGCAAAACAUCAGACAGAUACUACGAGACGAAGUUACUGUAGCGACAGUCCUGUCUUGAAGCCUCGUAAGGGACGUCUGACGGAUGUUGUCAUCAUGAUUGGUGGUGUAUCAGAGCAGGGACCUUUGGCAGAUUGCUUUGCUUACCUCAUCGAUGAAAACCGGUGGAGCUCACUCCCGCCACUUCCCAACGAGCUUCGAUUCCAUGCAACAACCAUAUUGAACAACUGUAUGUACGUGGCAGGUGGAACAAGCAACCAGCUUACAACGAGCAAGGUGCAUUGCUAUGACCCCAUCAACAACUCUUGGAAUGAAGUGGCCUAUCUGCAAACCCCUCGUGAAUACCUCUCUCUUGUGCCUUGUGAUGGUCAUCUCUAUGCUCUCGGUGGGCUGCGCUGGGAUCGUGUCCAGCAAAGUGUCGAACGUUAUGAUCCCGAUGCUGACAAGUGGUGUUGCGUCUCGCAAAUGCCAACAAAGCGGUACAACAUGCAAGUCGUGUCUGUUGGUAACAGGUACAUUUAUGCCAUUGCUGGGAGGGACUCGUCACGCAGACCUACUCCUAUCGUUGAGCGCUAUGACACAAAGACCGAUGAGUGGACUUCUGCGGCAUCCAUUCCGACCAAGGAUGGCCUCUGGGAAUGUCCUGUUGUGGAAGUCUACCAAGGCCAAAUAUAUGUCACAGACCUGUCGACCAAAGCGUACAGACUGAAUGUGGAGCGCAAUGCUUGGGUCGAGGCCCAAUGCAAGUUUGCACGGAUACCAGAGAGAACUUGUUUCCAAUACUGUGCCAUUAACCGCAACGUCUUUAUCUUUGGUGGAUGGGGCAGUGAGAGGUCCAACAACUCGCCCAUCUCCGAUGCCUGUAUAUUCAACCAGGAGCUGGGCUUAUGGAGUAAUAUAGCUCCACCUCCUGCCUCCACCUUAGCCUCUGCAUGCUGCUUUCUCCAGGUGCCCUAUGAAUUCCUAUCGGAGAAUGGAACAUGAUGACUACAUUCCAGAAAUCAAGAGUCUUUUUUAAAGGUGAGUUUUGAUAUGAUUUUAAAGUCAAAUCUGCUUUUCAUGCCCAGCAUCUAUGUUUAUACAUGGGUUUACAUGUUUUUUCAAUUGGUCUAAAACUCAAAUGCCAAUUCUUCUUCUUCUUCUUCUUCAAGCUACACUGCCUCCUUCAAUCCUGAAGAUUCUUGCAGUAUUGUAGUACCGGGGACCGGUUCAGUAACCAAUUCAUCCAGUAACCAACUCGUCUACUACUGGUCUACCAUUAGUUCGUCCACUAUCCACAUGGUCUAAUUGCCAUUUCGUCUAAUAAAUAACCAGUUGGUCCAAUAGCCAUUUAGUCCAUACCAUUUGGUCUAAUUGGACCAAGUGUUAAUUGGGCGAAAUGAAUGAAAAUAAAAUGUACAUUAGACCCACUGGUUAUUAGAUGAAGUGGUCUUAGAAUCUUAGAUGAACUUGUGACUGGACCAAAUGAUUGUUAAACGAAAUGUUGAUGGAAGGAAUGGCAGUACAAUGUAUACUACUGUAAAUGGAGUUUGACCAUUUGACGAGUUGGCAAUAGACGAAUUGGCAAUUUACCUAGAUGUAAGACUCAGUGUUAAACUGCCCCAACUGCUGCUACAUGUAUAAGCAUUUUACUUUUGGUCAACCUUUAACAUCUACAUGUAGCAGACAGAUCAUGCUAUGACUAAUGAGGGCUACAUGUAGUCCACCCCAAUAAAUAGUGGGUUUGAAUAAAUACAGUCUAGGAAAAUCAAGCAAACAUAAAACUGAAAAUUUCAUCAAAACUACAAAAUCUUAAAGUUUUACUGGUCUUCACGAUGUACGUGCAGUGUGCCAGGAUUAGUCAAAGGUAUUUCUUCUGUUUUCUUGGAGAUUUUACAAAAAGGAAGUGCUUCAUUGAAUCACAAUAAGUUGAAACAUACAUGUAGGCUAUCCCAUAUAAAUCAAACCUUC